Perognathus longimembris pacificus (Pacific pocket mouse) is the source of this 8245-nucleotide messenger RNA. It is a transcript of the gene Cep192, whose product is annotated as centrosomal protein 192. The coding region runs from base 1032 to 7937 and encodes 2301 amino acids. The transcript is spliced from 46 exons. Gene Ontology annotation, biological process: centrosome duplication; mitotic spindle assembly; centriole replication. Gene Ontology annotation, cellular component: cytoplasm; centriole; pericentriolar material. Lineage: Eukaryota; Metazoa; Chordata; Mammalia; Rodentia; Heteromyidae. The record is from RefSeq and is a predicted model, not a curated record. Gene Ontology annotation, molecular function: protein kinase binding.
GUGCUCACACCGAGGAACGCAGGCGCUGUUCUCAAGUUGGCCGACGACUUGGGGGCGCCUCAGGCUCAGUUCCAAGCUGAAGACCGGUAGCUGGUCGCCGGAGGCUUCAAAUGCACAUCCUAGCCAAUCACAGACUCGCACCGGCGCUGUUCUUUCGCAUCGUCCAAUCCAAGGCCGGCUCGGAGGCCCCGCCCCCUUCCUCGUGCCGCGCAGAGACGUAAACCCUGGGGGCGCGCGGUAAGGCUGGCCCGGGCGGUCGCGGGCCCGGUGGUUCGCGCACGCGCUCUGGCUUCAGUGGCCGGCCCCCGCCAUCUCCGGCCGUCCCUCCCGCGAAGGGUCUUGCGCGGCGGUGUUCCGGCUGUGGUGGGCUGGACUGUGUGUACUAAAACAUGAGGUCCCUUUGGACACAGGCGUCUGGAAGAAAGAAGUAUAUGUGACAAUACUUGAAUUGCCAUUUUCCAUCCUAAAAUCAUUCUACUGCUAUUUUUACUGCUUCCAAAUUAACGUUUUUCUCGGCCAAACUUACAUGAGAUGGAAGACUUUCAAGGUAUAGCAGAAGAGUCAUUUCCAAGCUUUUUUACCAAUUCAUUACUUGGUAAUAGUGAGAUUUUGGAAAAUGUCACUCUUUCUUCAAAUCUUGGUGUGCCUGUUGCUGUUUCAACACUUGCUAGGAAUAGAUCCAGUGCAGAUAAUAGGUUUCCUGAUGUCCAGUCAUCGUAUUUCUUAGAAGGGAGGUUUUCUGUUCCAUCUCCAUCAUCUCCCAGUUGCCAAAGUGAUACUGAACCAAGAGAAAGGUUAAAGCUUAGCUUCCAGGAUGAUGAAUUUCCAUCUUUAGGAAAAAGAACGGUAAAGAAAGUCCACAUUUGUCAAAUGUUUUCACAAAACAGUCUACUUUUCAAAGUGAUAAACCAAGAGCAGAAGAGGAGCAAACUAAAAGUACAGCCCCCUUGCAGAGUCAGGAUCUUUUGCAUAGAGUUUCACCACUGGAACAAGUACCAGAUUCACCUCUUGACUUUUGCUUAAAAUCGUGGAUGAAUAAUCAAGAGCACAAGAUUGUUGUGCCUGAUGCUGGAAAAGAAGACAAGACUCUCACUAGUGACUUAAGCCAUGUUAGCUUCUUAGAAAAUGAGAAACUUGUGUCACUGGCCAGUUUGGAAGACUCUUCGGAUGAUGAUAUUAAUGAUGAAGAGUUUUAUGAUGAACAUUUGCAAGCUUACUUUGAACAACUAGCAAUACCAGGAAUAAUAUAUGAAGACCUAGAAGGACAAGAAUCUCCAGAAGAAUAUUUUAAAUUACCCCAAAGUGAUGCUAGUCAGGCAAAUGAAAACAGUAGCUUAAACUCUAAGUCAGAAUGUAACAGUUCUCACCAUGGUUCAGACUCUUCAAGAAAUUCUGAAACAAUUUACAAAGAGUCUGAGGAAGCCCACACUGUUUGUCUACCUGGGACCAGUAAUUCUAUAGGUACUGUUGAUAGUAGAUCGCAGGAAGAUGGUGUAUUGUCAUUUUACCCUAGUAACUGGUGGAUUGAGAAUGAAAGGGCUGGAAGUUUGAAGGGUAUUUUUCCAGAUCAGAGCAGAGAAAGGAUAAGAGAAAACAUUCCGGAGAAGACUCUAACUGCUACCAGUGAGAAACUUAACUCAAUUUAUUUUCAUACUGCAAAUGUUGAACGAAGUGAUUUUGAAUGCACUGAUUCCAUAAAAGAUGGGGAAGAGUCUCAUCAUCAAAGGAGAGAUCUUUCACCGAAUGUGGUCUAUCAAAAUGAAGAGGGCAAAUGGGUCACUGACCUUGCCUAUUAUGCAUCUUUUGAUAACAAACAAGAUUUACACAUGUCUCCAAAUGAUGAAAUAAAUGAAGAUUUCAGGUCUGGAUCUGAAGCAUUGGAUUUGAUUGCAAGAGAUGAAGAAGAGUUUAAUAAAGAGCAUCAGUUUGUACAGGCAGAAAACAUAGAUGUUCAGAACAUUUCAGCUACAUUUGGGGAUUCAUCCUGGGUAGCUACAAUGAAUUAUAAUCUGUUGAAGAAACCACAUAACACAUCAGAAUUUGACAAAGAUGGUGCCAGUUAUGCAUGUCUGUCAUUAGGAGAGUUCUUUGCUGAAAGAUCUGAAGCUCUUGGUUGCCUUGGUGGUGGUAAUAGUGAGAAAAGACCAUCAUUUGGUUAUUUUAUUAGAUCACCAGAGGAUAAAGAACCUGUUGCUUUAAUACAAAAAUCUGAUAUGUCAAGAGAUAAUUGGGAGAAAGAAAUGACUCAUCAUAACCAGGAUCAAUUUUCAGGAGGUGUAAAUGAACCAUCCCAAACACAGCUAAGUGAAGGAUCAGUCACACUACAGGCAGAAACGCUGGAGAGGACUUCACAAGUGGAUGAAAAUGAUGUGACACUAACUGCCAAUGAAGUCAAAACAGAGGAUACUUUCUUGAGUAAUACCAAACACGAGGAUUGCAAUGACUCACUGCAUAAUGCUGGCGAUUCUGUACUUCGGAUCAGCACCAUUGCCUCUGCCAUUGCAGAUGUGUCGGUGAGCGCUGAUCCUGCCCAGCUGGUUGUCAUGAUGAAGGCACUUAGAAACAAAACCAGAGACAAGACUUCUCACCAAGAUAAUUCCCAGAAGGGCCAUUCCACAGUUUCUCAUCCCUUACCUAAUGACCUAGAAAAAAACAAUGGACAUAGUGUAUUUGAUGUGGAGAAAUACCUUAAGAAAACAGAAGUUAGUAGGUGUGAAGGUGGAUUGGAAGAGUCUUCAAGAACUGGCACAUCUGAUAUUUGGAAUUUAUCUUUACCAAAAGAACAAACUAUUCAAGACAUCCAUAUGGUUGAUUCAAGUGCUACUAAUGUAAUUGUAAGGGAACCAAAAGAGAAUAUAACAGCUAUUAUUUAUGAUGAAAAUGGAGAACAGAACAAUCAGGAGCCACUUGGAACAGAAGAGUCUUCAGGUUCAGUUCUUACAGUUACAAGAGAUAAUGAAAGGGCAGUAGUUGAUACAAAGACAUGUUUCAUUGAUAAUAAAUUGCCAGAUAUGCAGAGCAAUGAGAAAGAAACCUCAGUUUCUACCCCAACAUCCAAUAGCUGCUCAUCAUUCAGGAACCCCAGGAUAACAUCCCAUUGCUUCUUAGAAGAGUAUGAAGAAAUACGAGAAAAUGGAGAAAAUCAGAGGCAAAAAGAGUGUGUUAGUGAAGCAAGCAGCAGUGACAAGCAUGUGACUUUUGAAGAACAGUGCGUUAUCCCUUCUGAAAGUGAUGGUGGUUUGAAAAAUCCCUCUCUUGAGCAUGAUGGAUCUUGCUUGGAGGAGGACCCAGAGAGCUCCAGGCCUUCCACGUCACCUAGCCAUUCUCUUAGUGAAAUUUCUGGAACAAGUUUAUCAAGGUGUGCCUUGGAGUGCCUUGCUUCAAUUGUUCGCCAUGAGAAGUUCUCCUCUGAGAGUGAGUUGUCUCGAUUGGCAUGUUCCCAUACUGCUGAUAUGAGCAGACUGACAUAUGUGUCUGAGCAGGAGAGCACCUGUCCAGCCACAACUGCUGACAGUUGCCCAGACGACCACAAGAGUGAUAUCACCAGUGAAUUGAGCAGCACAAUUAUGCAAUCCAGUCUAGCUCUAUCAGAGGAGCAUGCUAUGGGAAAUCAUAGCAAAAAAGUUCAGAUUCAGAGCAGAAGAAAAGGAGUAUCAUCAUGUAUUACUCAAAGCAAGUCUGAUUUGGAAAAAGGGACUGAAGCCAAUUCUUCGAGUAGCAGACCUGAGACUGGAGAACCUGACUUUAUAUCGAAUCAGGAUCCUUCCUCCAAAAGUAGAGAGCCCUUGGGAACCAGUGAGGAAGGUUUGACAUCAAACCCCAGUGAACUGGACCUGAUCAGUCUGGCUCUACUGAGCAAAGCAGGUGUGGGCCUUGAGGCCAGGUCUGCCUCGCCACAUCUCACUGGGUCAAGCCAGAAGACUACAGAUGAAGGGCAGAGGGUAACUUCUAAAGACCUGUCAACUGCCAGCAGUGAGUCCAGUGGCCAGAUUCUUAAUCAGAGCCCUUCGGGAAACCAGCUCAACCCUCCUCUAUGUCUCACGGGUCAUGGCUCUGCUGCUGAGAUGCAAAACAUGCCUGCUGUGCACCCUUCACUCUGGACAGGACAUUCUCUAGGCACAGCUCCCUUGGCCCAGCAGUAUUUGGGGACAUUCCCUUCAACUGGAAAUGUUACCAGGCCUCCGUGCCAUGCGGGCAGCACUUCAGUCUGUGGAUGUUCUUAUCCUUCUCUUGCUGGAGAACAUGUGGCUAUGGGGAUUUGUUUAGGACCAAGUCUUGCUUCUGGAUUGAUGGGUCCUUCUUCCUUUUGUAACCCAUGUUCUAAUGCCUUACAUCAGAAUCUGCUGAGUACAGCAAAACCUUUUCCUGUGCAAUCUGUUGGUGCAAACUGUGGAAUUGAACAGUGGGAUUCAGGAAUGAUGUCAAGAUUUGGGAAUGUCAGAGUGCCCGAGGAAUUGAAAUUUCCUCAUGCUUGCUGUAUUGGUAUUGCUUCGCAGACCCACCUGAGUGUGCUCAAUCCAACUGACCGCUGGCUACAAGUUAGCAUUAAGGUUCUCAGUGUUAGUGUCAAUGGCGAGAAGGUGGAUCUUUCAACAUAUCCUUGUUUAGUUUUCAAGAAUAAAGUCAUCAUAAGACCUCAUGCUACAGAAGACAUAAAAAUACUUUUUAUACCGUCCAAUCCUGGGAUUUUCAGGUGUAUAUUCAGUGUCACAUCUUGGCCAUUUUCAGCAGAUACUGAAACAAUAGUACAAGCAGAAUCUUUGGGAAGCAGAGUCAUCCUCACAGCGAUUGCUGAGGCCCCUGCUAUUGAGGUAGAAACAGAACAGAAAGGUGUUCUAGAUUUUGGUGACUUGACUUACGGAGGCUGGAAGGUUCUCCCACUGAAAGUGAUAAAUAGGACGAAUGCUGUGGUGCCCAUCAGAAUGAUUAUUAAUGCUAAUGCCUUAGCAUGGCGCUGCUUCACAUUUUCCAAAGAACCUCUGCAUGGGUCUCUGAAAGCUGCUCCUUACGCUGAUGUGAUUGCUCAGCUAGCAGCUCCGUCCGUACUGAGUCACACCAUGCCAGCCAGUUUUGAUGGACAGGACCCAGAAUUUCUGAUGAUUUGGGUGCUUUUCCAUAGUCCUUCAAAAUUGGCGACUUCUUCAGAGAUCCUAGAUUCAGCAGAAGAAUUCUUGGCAAGAGUUGAUAUAGAACUUGACAGCCCAAAUCCUACACCGAUUCUCAGGAGUGUGAGUCUCCAAGCAAGAGCAGGUGUAGCUAGGAUUCAUGCUCCCAGGGACUUACAGACUGUGCAUUUGUUGGCCAGUGUGAAUUCCUCAAUAAAGCAGCACUUACCUUUGAAAAAUGCUGGGAAUAUCGAGGUUUAUUUAGAUAUCAAGGUCCAAGAACAAGGAAGUCACUUUUCAGUGGAUCCAGAGAAUCUGUUCCUUAGACCUGGAGAAGAACAUGAAGUGACAGUUUCAUUUACACCAAAGGAUCUCAAGGCCUGUGAGGAAAGGAUCUUGAAAAUAUUUGUGCAGCCAUUUGGACCUCAGUAUGAAGUACUGUUAAAAGGUGAAGUAAUUUCAGGAACUACACCUUUACCUGGACCUUGCCGCUCGGAUAUUCCAACAAUUUUGUCCAACAAACAGUUUCUGACUUGGGGAGGUGUUCCUCUUGGCAGAACACAGCUUCAGAAACUAGCUUUAAGAAGCAAUUGUACAUCUACAACCCAGCACUUACGACUGCUCAUUAGAGGACAAGAUCAGGAUUGCUUUCAGUUUCAGAAUACUUUUGGCUCAGAAGAACGGUUGACCAGUACUUGCGAGAUCAGAAUUCGCCCCAAAGAAGACAUUAUAGUCUCUGUAUUAUUUACACCUACUCGGUUAUCUUGUAUGUUGGCCAAACUAGAAAUCAAACAACUUGGAAAUCGAUCUCAACCAGGCAUUAAGUUCAUGAUACCUUUGUCUGGAUAUGGAGGAACAAGUAAUCUUAUUUUGGAAGGUGUUAAAAAAUUAUCUGACAGUUACAUGGUGACAGUGAAUGACUUAAUUCCUGGCAAAGAAAGUAAAAUUGUUUUCUCUGUCCGAAAUACUGGCUCUCGAGCAGCUUUUGUUAAAGCACUAGGCUUUAAGGAUUCUCAAAAGAAAAUUUUGCUGGAUCCUAAAGUAUUAAGGAUUUUUCCAGAUAAAUUUGUACUCAAGGAAAGAACACGAGAAGAUGUUACUUUAAUAUAUAAUCCAUCUGACAGAAAAAGUGAUAACAAGACUGCAACAGAACUGUCAACUAUAUACUUCUUUGGUGGUGAUGAAAUUUCCAGACAGCAGUAUCGGAGAGCUUUGUUGCAGAAACCUGGUAUUAUAAAGCAGAUACUUCCAGAACAUAGUGUAUUACAAAACAUUAAUUUUGUUGAAGCAUUUCAGGAUGAACUACUAAUAGAUGAAGUGUAUGAUCUUCCCGAACGGCCUAACGAUAUUCAUCUAUUUUAUGGAAAUAUGCGUAAACUUAGCCUUUCCGUAAUUGGAGAAUUCAGAGAUUCUGUUCCUAACAGACAACUUCUUCAGCUUUCUUCCAAAGCUAACUUGGAAUCCAAAAGUGACUUGAGUCCUUCUGGGAAGCACAGUGGCAAUAUCUCUUUGGAUGUUUUACCAGUUAAAGGUCCUCAGGGGUCUCCUUUUCUCUCACAAACUGCCCACUCACCUCAAGAUACAGCAGCCUCUGAAGAGAUGUGGACCAUCCACCCUGAACACUUGAUUCUGGUAGCUCCUUCUUCUUGUGAUAUAGCAAAAACUGGACGUUUCCAGAUUGCUAAUAAUUCUCUCAGGUUGCUGAAAUUUGAACUAUACUGGCCAGCCCAUUGCCUGACAGUCACACCACAACAUGGAUUUAUUGCACCAGAGAGUAAACUACAAAUUCUUGUGAGUCCUAAUUCUUCCUUAUCAACAAAACAGUCUAUGUUCCCAUGGAGUGGUUUGAUCUAUAUUCACUGUGACAAUGGACAAAAGAAAUUCGUGAAAGUUCAAAUUCAAGAAGAUUUGACUGAAGAAGACCUUUUGACUCGUUUGGCUUCUAGCACAUUUGGAAUUCUUACCCCCACAUCUGAACCUCCCAUUAGUCAUAUGACAAAGCCAGCAGUAAAACCACCUUCCACAAAAGUUGAACUAAGAAGCAAGAUGAUUGCUUUUCCUACAACAGAAUCUGGUAAAACUUCAGAGAACUAUCUGGAAUUUGAGAAUCAUGGCCCUGUGGAUGUGAAGUGGCACCUGUCAUCUUUUGCUCCCCCGUAUGUCAAGGGAGUUGAUGAAAGUGGAGAUGUUUUUAGAGCUACGUACACAGCGUUUAGAUGUUCUCCCAUUUCUGGUAUACUGGAAAGCAAUAAAAUCCAAAAGGUCUCCAUCACAUUUUUGCCCAGAGACAGGGGGGAUUAUGCUCAAUUUUGGGAUAUUGAAUGUCACCCUGUUAAAGAGCCUCACAUGAAACAAACUUUAAGAUUCCAGCUCUCAGGAAAAAGCAUCAGAGCAGAAAAUAAGCCUGGAAAAGCUUGUUCUUCCACCGAUGGCCUCACUAAAGUAGAUAAUGUAGCUAUGUCCCGAAAACAUACUUCAUCGGAGGAGUCUGCUCUCCCACUUGGCAGGCAGGCUGAUUUGAAUCAGCGAGGCGUGUAUGCCCCAGAAGAUGUUUAUGUGUUCCUGCCAACCAGAGUUGGGGAGUCACGGACGCUGAAAGUCAAUCUGAGGAAUAGUUCUUUCAUUACACACUCACUGAAGUUUUUUAGUCCCAGAGAGCCUUUCCACAUCAAGCAUUCCAGAUAUUCUUUGCGAGCCCGACAUUACAUCCACAUCCCGGUGCACUUCAGACCGGAGGCCGCAGGCAGGUUUGAAGCACUGCUCAUUAUUCAGACGGAUGACGGCAAAAGCGUUGCUGUUCGGCUCAUCGGUGAAGCCCUUGAAAAAACAUAGAAUACCUUGGUGUAAAGUAAAUUACAUGUUAUAUUUGGGAACUUCGUUUUUCUGCACUACAAUUAUGCUGUUGUAUAUAUGUAUUUGUGUGAUAAAUUUGAUGUGUAUAACUGUAGAUUUUUGUUUAUUUUUUUGAGGAGUGAAUCCUGAAAACCUGACUAAAAUAUCAUGUAUCUAGCACAUAGUAUUGUAUUAACUUUUGCAAGAGAGAAGAGAGGUCUAUUUUUGCACUGAUUAUGAUAUUCUAAAUAAACACAGAAUAUGUUCGAUUGUGGUAUAUCCAGAAAUAAACUUAAUUUUCUGCUUAA